Molecule: messenger RNA, 1336 nt
Organism: Chara braunii
Lineage: Eukaryota; Viridiplantae; Streptophyta; Charophyceae; Charales; Characeae
Source: the annotation of a GenBank genome assembly
CCGAGCGUUGGUGCAAGUGGAAAGCCAAUAACUCAUGGUGAACUGCAAAAACACGAAAUGUGUCAAGGGCGUCAAGCAACAGAGGGAAAGGUAUCAGGACCAAGCGAUGGUGCACAUGACAAGGGAUCGGGAUCGCCUCUGGGAUCAGGACAAAGCAGCAGUGCACAUUGCAGGGGAUCGGGUUCGCCUCUGGAACUAGGACCAAGCGGCGGUGCACAUGACAAGGGAUCGGGAUCGCCUCUUGGAUCAGGACAAAGUAGCGGUGCACAUGGCAGGGGAUCGAGAGGCGAUGCAAGUGGCAAGGAUUUGGGAGCAAGCGGCGGUGCAAGCGUCAAGGGCGUAAGUCAUGGAGAACUGCCGAAAUGUGUUGAGGAGGUCCUUCCGGAUGACCAAGUUUGGGUGACCACUGUGUUGGCGAGCGAGAGGGUUACUACGCAAGUGGAUAAUACUGGUGCACUUGCAGAAUUAGAGAUGCCAUCGUUGGAUAUGCCAGUUGAGAAAGAUGAGCAUGAAGUCUCUCUGGACAUGAAGAAUGAAAGCGCGACUGCAGGUGCAAAGGAAACUGUCAAUGCACAGACCAUCGAAGAGGAUGAAGGACAUAUAGUACUCAUUCAUGACCCUUCGUUUCAGAUUCCUUUAGCAACAGAACACCUCACCGUAGAAGAAAAGGAGUAUCUUGACAUGAUUACAGGCAGCAGCGAAGACAAUGAAUCAUACGGCAUUGUGUAUUACAAGGGGAGUUGGAAGGACCAGGGUAAAAGAAGAACACAGCAAGAGGAGAUAAAGAUGAAAUUCGGAAAUGAGAAUGACAGCAAUGCCAUCAACAGGCCCACCGGGGAACAAGGGGCAAGGUUGGCAGGGGAACCAAGUACCAGGAAGAGGAAACUGUAUGAGGGUUUUGACUUCAACUUGGUUAAGGGCAGAGGAGGAAGGAAGCAAGAGACCAGGGGACCCUCACCCCUGAGAAAGGGGGAACCAAUAGAUCUCUCAUCUGAAAGUGACAGCAGUAAGAGGGAGAAUGGAAGCCCAAGGAAGAAGCAGAGGAUGGAUGAGGUAGAGCCCAACGAGGUCGUAGACCUGAAAAGUGGGGAGGAGGACGACGAGAUCACAACGCCAACAAAAGAAGUACGAGCAAGGGAUGAGGAUCCAGCCGAUGAGAAGGACAAAUGGAUAAAAGAGUUUGGGCCGUCUUGCAGCGACCGGUUUGAUCAAUGGUCCAGUAUCAUGCGGUAUGAAUGGGCGAUCAAAGGAAAGGAAAAGCUAAGCAGGGGAGAAGAUAUAACGCCAACAACCUUGAGCUUCAAAUAACGAAGAGAAGGAUGCAGCAGGAAAUCGA